CUUCUUAUUGGUUGUGCUUAAUACCUGCCCAGCUCUCGGAUUGGCUUUGCUUGACGUAUCACCUUACAUUGUCCUCCCAUUGGUUGGCACCUCCUCCUCGCUCUCUCGUUAUUGGUAGUUUCCAAACGCCCGGUAUCCGGGUAAGAUGGCGGCCGUGGAACAGUGCUCGGUCUCAGCUCAAUGGCGUCCGGUUUCUCUUACUCACGUAGAGUAUCCUGCCGGAGAUGUAUACGGGCAGCUCUUAGCCUACCUCAGCUUAGGACCAAUCUUCAUUCUCAUUAGUUUUGGCACGCUGAUCAUAUUUAAGAGGGAGCUUCACACGAUUUCCUUUCUUGGAGGUCUGGUACUCAAUGAAGGCGUAAACUGGAUGAUAAAGAACAUAGUCCGAGAGCCGCGGCCGUGUGAAGGAACGCACGCAACAGUCACCACAGAGUAUGGGUUACCCUCCAGCCAUUCGCAAUUCAUGUGGUUUUUCUCUGUGUAUUCAUUCCUCUUCCUAUACUUAAGGAUGCACCAGACAAACAAUGCCCGUUUUCUUGAUCUGCUCUGGCGACACAUACUGUCCCUCUGCCUGCUAACGGCGGCCGGCCUAGUCUCAUAUAGUAGGGUGUACCUGCUCUAUCACAGCUGGAGCCAGGUGUUAUAUGGCGCUGUGGCCGGGGGUAUCCUGGCCAUCGGCUGGUUUGUCAUCACGCAAGAAAUCCUAACGCCGCUGUUCCCUCGCAUUGCAGCAUGGCCAAUCUCUGAAUUCUUCCUUAUCCGUGAUACCAGUCUCAUCCCGAACAUCUUAUGGUUUGAGUACACCGUCACUCGAGCAGAAGCCAGAAACAGACAGCGGAAACUUGGUACGAAGCUUCAGUGAGCCACAGACAAGACAACUGACGGGGUGGGGUGUAGCCAGUAGGAUCCACGAAAAAACGGCAGCCGAAAGGAACCGAUGCCAGUACAGCCCAUGGCGUGGGGAGGAACAUUAAAACUGACGGACCAAACGAGGGACUAACCUCCACUGGAUUCGCCAUGUGUACGGCUUGCUCACAGCUCUCCUCUGCAUGUCAGAUCUGGGGGCUAACGCUCUCACAUGCACGCUAUCCGAAGAACCUUCUCCAAUCGCUCCACUAGAGACGAGGGAAACGGGGGGUGGGC
This is a messenger RNA of Spea bombifrons (plains spadefoot toad), 1143 nucleotides long. It is a transcript of the gene DOLPP1, whose product is annotated as dolichyldiphosphatase 1. The record is from RefSeq and is a predicted model, not a curated record. Gene Ontology annotation, cellular component: intracellular membrane-bounded organelle; endoplasmic reticulum membrane. The transcript is spliced from 8 exons. Gene Ontology annotation, molecular function: dolichyldiphosphatase activity. Gene Ontology annotation, biological process: protein N-linked glycosylation; lipid biosynthetic process. Bases 146 to 862 code for a protein of 238 amino acids. Lineage: Eukaryota; Metazoa; Chordata; Amphibia; Anura; Pelobatidae.